AUGAUGGUCACCGGAGGCCUGGGAGGCCUGGGCCUGAUCGCUUCUUUCCACUGUGCCGCGGAGUUCGACAAUCCGAUCAUCACCACCUCGAGAUCAGGUCGUCUGGGCAGCGGAGGGGCCUCGGCGAUGAACAUGUUCGAGGCCCUGAAGGAGAUGGUGCCAGUGUACAACGUGAGGCUAAAUGUGGCCAACGCGCAAGACACGGCCGAUGUCUUCGCAUGGGUUAGCCGACCAGGCAUGCCGCCGGAGGACAGCAAGAUUCUCAUCGAUGAUGUGGUGUACCAGGUCCGCUACAAGAUCCACUCGCUGCCCGACGAGGCCUUGCGGAGGAUCCAGGAGUUUCUGUUGGAGGUGAAAGAGAAGCUGCUCCAGAUCAUGAAAGACAUGAGGCAGCAGGAAACGAAAAUCGACCAGUCCACGAUGGCUGACCUGUCUGAGAAGGAAGCAGCGGUCAGCCACGCGAUUGGCAUGAUCCGUGCCAAGGUGGGAGCUGUGCCUCGGUCCGGACAGUGCCGGCUGCUGGGUGGAGUCCCAUCCCAGGGCUACGGGGUACCGGAUGCUGAUGCAUUGGCAACAGUGGUUUCGGAGGGUUCGCCACUGCCGAGCCAGGCUCCAGGGAGAGCAUCUGUUCCGGACUUGAUGGAAGUGGAGCGCCUUUCGUCGCUCCCAAAACCCAUUGGUCCGACCACGUCGGACAGAUACCGACUUCACGCCAUGUCGGGAGAUUCCUGGACCGAAACCCCAUGGUCAUGGUUUGGCAGCGAGCUGCGGUUUGGCACCUCUGAAGGAUCAAUUCGGGUCCGGGAGGAGUCCCGCGGCCCUCGUGGCAGCCGUGCUCGCUGCAGUGUCUCAGGCUCAGAAUACGAUUUGCGACGACUGGUUGCCCGGCCUACCACAGUCUCCGGCCACGUGUCUCUAGAGGCCUUGGAGUCGGUGCAGCGGGAGGCCGAGCUCUCCGAGCGAGCAGGCAAGCACCCGAACAUCGUGCGAUGCCACGGGAUUCUGGUGCAAAACGUUGGUGCUGCGCACUGCCAGCUUCUUCUUUGCGAGCCGUGUGCUUCGGACUUGUCGCAACAUGUGGCAUCCAAGGGUGGCACUCUUCUGGCUGGCGAGCUGGCUGAUCUUGGCCAGCAGCUGGCAAUGGGACUCUCCCAUCUUCACAGCCUUGGCAUGCUGUAUGGCAGCCUUGCUGCAAGUGGAGCGCUGCGAGGUUCCCUGGAUGGUCUCUGGAAGCUCGGGGACUUUUCUCGUGCAGCAGCCCUGCCCGUUGCGGCUUCGGAGUGGCGCAGCCGCAGCGGUGCGAAACCAUGCGAGGCGCCCCCUGAGGCCCGUGGUAGCACGGAUGAUGCACUCAAGCCCGAGGCGGAUGUUUGGCUCUUGGCCUCCUUGGUCUUGGCAACACUCUGUGCUGCAAAGCCAGGCGAUGCUUUCUUUGCUCUAGCACCAGAGCGGCUCCUGGAUUCUGCCGUGGCACGGCUCUGGCUGCUGCUGCAAUGGCUUUUGGCCGAGGCGCCGGAGGGUCGGCCGAGUGCCAGUGAAGCAGCGGCGCUGCUCGGCACUGCCACCCUGACGCCGCCGCAGGAGCUGCUCUUCGAGAUGCCCAGCCGCGAGCGUCGCCGCUGCUGCGGCGCGGCGCUCGCAGCGGCACGGCAGCGUGCGGCAGAAGCCGCGGCUGCCGAGGAGCGGCAGAGCUCAGAAAGCAUAGAAGGCGACACCAAGCAUUGA
Symbiodinium sp. CCMP2456 is the source of this 1725-nucleotide messenger RNA. NCBI's taxonomy places the organism in Eukaryota, Dinophyceae, Suessiales, Symbiodiniaceae. The record is from the annotation of a GenBank genome assembly.